CAAAAGGUGGCCCGGGCCCUACGGGCGGGUGAGACCGUGCAGCCGGAGCGGUACGAGUGUGUUUCGAUAUUCUUCUCAGACGUGGUGGGCUACACGGACUUGUGCGGGCAGCUGCAGCCGGGCGAGGUGAUGGACCUGGUGCACCGCCUCUACUCGCGAUUCGAUGACCUCAUUCGGGAAUUGAGGCUCUUCAAGGUAGAAACCGUUGGUGACGCCUAUCUGGCUGUUGGCAACCUGCGCUGGCCGCAACCCGGUGACCAUGCGCGCCUCAUGGCCCAGUUCGCCUUGGCUGCCGUCCGCGCCGCCAGCUCCCUGCCGGUGCAUCCUGACCGUCCGGAGCUGGGCACCGUGCAUGUGCGUGUGGGGCUGCAUUGCGGCCCCGUGGUGGGCUCCGUCGUGGGGACCCUGAACCGCCGGUUUUGUUUGUUCGGGGAUGCGGUCAACACGGCGGCGCGCAUGGAGCACAACAGCGAGGCGGACCGGAUCAACUGCAGCGCGGCUUUUGCGGCGUUGCUGCGGGAGCAAUGGCCAGAAGGGCCCUGUGCGGUCAGUCGCGGCGUACGGCAGGUCAAGGGUAAAGGGUGA
Molecule: messenger RNA, 585 nt
Organism: Volvox carteri f. nagariensis
Lineage: Eukaryota; Viridiplantae; Chlorophyta; Chlorophyceae; Chlamydomonadales; Volvocaceae
Gene: cyc30
Product: guanylyl and adenylyl cyclase family member
Exons: 3
Biological process (GO): intracellular signal transduction; receptor guanylyl cyclase signaling pathway; cGMP biosynthetic process
Molecular function (GO): guanylate cyclase activity; peptide receptor activity
Source: RefSeq, a predicted model, not a curated record